Molecule: messenger RNA, 1017 nt
Organism: Musca domestica (house fly)
Lineage: Eukaryota; Metazoa; Arthropoda; Insecta; Diptera; Muscidae
Exons: 2
Coding region: 31-1017 (328 amino acids)
Molecular function (GO): DNA binding
Source: RefSeq, a predicted model, not a curated record
UUUUUGCUUGUUCAAAGAAAAGAAUGCAAAAUGUGCCAAAGGAAUAUUAAAAAUUAUUUUUCCGCUAACCGAAAGGGUCAAACAGUUUUGACUAAAUCAGAAUCCGAUUCUGACGAAUCUGUUGAUACUGAAAUCAAUAUUUCUCCAUAUGCAGAUGUAUCUCAAUAUGAAGAUCUUUUUAAAAAGAAAAAUGAAUUUAAAAAUUUGGCAAAGGUUGUUGUAAAUGAAGGUGGUAUAUCAAUGUGUUGGAAAUAUUUUGGUGAUCUCUAUUUUAAAAAGAGGCAUAUACUUCAAAAAUAUAAAUUUUGCAAAUUGUGUUUGGAUGAAAAGACCAAUUUAAAAAGUUUUGGAAAAUCAACAUCAACCACAAAUUAUAUGAACCAUCUACGAGCUGUACAUAACUUGGACGUGAAAUCUUUAAAUAACCUGAAAAGUUCAACAAUGACACAAAAUGCAUUGAAAUCCUCAACAAGUUGUAACAACAAACAACAAAAUGCUCGCCGGGUCGCCGAAAUGUGCUGUUGGGAUUUGCAACCGUUUAAAAUUGUUGAAAGGCCAGGAUUUAAGAAAUUGGUAUCUUUCUUAAACCCAAAGGCUAUAUUCCCCACAGAUAGGACAAUAGCUACGACGGCUUUAAACGAUGUUUAUAACAUAUAUUUGGACCACGUAAAAACAAGCCUUAAAGAGUCGCCCAAAAAUGUUACACUUGUAUUGGAUAUGUGGUCAGAUAAACAUAAGCACUUGUCUUACAUAAACAUAAAAGUUCAUUUCUGCCAAAAUUUUCAAAUGCAAAUUGUAACGCUCAAGACAGAGAUCUUUCCACGACCUCACACUGGACUAGCAGUUGUAGAAAAAAUUGAAGAAGCUUUAUGUGAAUUUAAUCUGUUGGAAAAAAACAUAUGUGCUGUUACUGAUGGUGGAAGCAACAUCGUUUCAGCUUUAAAAAUUAAAAAUAUACCAAGAUAUGGUUGUAUGGCUCAUUAUAACGGAAUUUGGCACGUUUUUAAAAAUUUUUGA